Asparagus officinalis (garden asparagus) is the source of this 1122-nucleotide messenger RNA. RefSeq names its product RING finger protein 5. Gene Ontology annotation, molecular function: ubiquitin protein ligase activity; ubiquitin-like protein conjugating enzyme binding. NCBI's taxonomy places the organism in Eukaryota, Viridiplantae, Streptophyta, Magnoliopsida, Asparagales, Asparagaceae. The coding region runs from base 189 to 890 and encodes 233 amino acids. The transcript has 2 exons. The record is from RefSeq and is a predicted model, not a curated record. Gene Ontology annotation, biological process: ubiquitin-dependent protein catabolic process. Gene Ontology annotation, cellular component: endoplasmic reticulum.
ACAAUAUCAAAGGCGAGAUUUUUUUUCCCUCGAGAAUCUUCUAUUGACCAAAUACAUUUCCCCUAAUUAUCUCUCCCUUUUUUCUCGUCGAAGAUCGAUUCGCUGCCUCAAUAGAAAUCGCCGAUCUGCGGGGAGAAAUUCGCUGAUUUUUUGCGGCUCUCAGCCUCAGUGAGAUAUAGGGUUCAUUGAUGGAUAGAGGAUUUUCUGAAUCUUCAACCAAUGAAAACCAAAAUUCUUUUUCUUAUGGAAGCAGUAGCAGUAGUGGCAACAAUAACAGCGAAGCUGGAAACUUUGAAUGUAACAUUUGCUUAGAAUUAGCUCAAGACCCAAUUGUUACGCUUUGUGGGCAUCUUUUCUGCUGGCCUUGCCUUUAUCAAUGGCUCCAUGUUCACGCGCACUCUUUGGAAUGUCCAGUUUGUAAAGCCGUUAUCGAAGAAGAGAAGCUGGUUCCUCUUUAUGGCCGAGGAAAGACGUCGACCGAUCCAAGAUCGAAAACAAUGCCGGGGGUUAACAUUCCCCAUCGUCCAUCUGGACAAAGGCCUGCUACUGCCCCUCCUCCUGAAGCUAACCAUAACCAAUUUCCUCAUGUGAAUCCAUGGUUCAUGGGUGGAGCCCCGGUGGCCAGCACUAGGUUCGGAAACUUCACAUUUUCUGCUGCUUUUGGUGGUCUGUUCCCAUUACUGAACUUUCAAGUUCAUGGGUUUCCUGAUGCUGCAAAUACUUAUGCUACUGCUGCUGGUUUCCCUUAUGGGUAUGCACAUUCAUUCCAUGGUCCACAUGCCCAUGGCUUCCCUCGUCACAUGCAACAGGGGCAGCAACUGGAUAACUAUUUGAAGGCACUACUGAUUAUGAUCGGCGCGCUUGUUAUUGCUGCUCUUAUUUGGGCUUAGACAAUUGUAGUAUUGGCAUGGCGUAUAUGCAUAAUAAACACCAUACACUUGCUUUUGUGUGCUUCAGAGUGUUCUCAUUCUUCGUGAUGUGUUGUAAGCUUCAUAUCUCAGGUGAUGAUUUGAACUAGUUGUUUACAAAUGUUCAUAGAAUCUAAUUACAAAUUAGACAAUUGUGUUGUUAGUUUCUCAUUACUUGUAUUAGAUUUUCUGCAAAUAGGGAAUACUUGGUUUA